AUUCAUUCAUUCGUCGAUCGCCGUUGGUGGAAGUAAGACGUGUGACGGUUUGAAUCGUGUUCCGUUUGAGGGUUUCAACACUCCAUUUUGGAUUUGCAAGUAGUUUUUAGUAACAUCUUUUCGCGCUUUUCAAUAAUCAAUUGUACCCGGAUAACGUCGGAAAUCACUUGGAUUGUGUGCUUUUCUGACACCGCCAAUUCAGAACGAUGGUUGGAUCUAGAGUGUACGUAGGAGGAUUGCCAUACGGGGUGCGAGAACGGGAUUUGGAGCGGUUCUUCAAAGGCUACGGAAGAACCCGAGAUAUUCUCAUCAAAAAUGGAUAUGGGUUCGUGGAAUUCGAAGAUUAUCGCGAUGCAGAUGAUGCCGUCUAUGAGCUUAAUGGCAAAGAACUGUUGGGCGAAAGGGUGGUAGUUGAACCUGCUCGGGGAACAGCAAGAGGGCCCGGAGGACGUCGAGAGCAUGAACGUUAUGAUCGAUACGAUCGUCGCGGUGGCGGAAGUCGUUAUGAUAAGAACAGCUCACGAUACGGGCCACCCCUACGUACCGAAUAUCGGCUGGUCGUUGAAAAUUUAUCAUCUCGAGUCAGCUGGCAGCCAUCAACUGGUUCACGAGGCCGGUAACGGUGACCAUGGUUGGUCGGCUCCACACAAACAACAAAGAGCCGGGAGAAAACAACACUGUUUCAGUUUGGCUUCCGAGUGUAAUCCUCUUUCGCUGGUCGUGCUCCACACACUCGUUAUCUGAGUUCACACGAGCUGCACCGGAAUGGGCACCAACAACAUAAAGAUCAUCUGUGAAAAAUACUAGAAAAAUCUGUAGUUUUUUUCAAGCUUUGUUUUAGUGUUGAUGAUUAAUUAAUUACCUUAAAGGUGUUGUAAAAUCCGGAAGCUACUUUUAAUUACUUAAAAUCUGUUAUGAAAAAGAAUGAGCUGCAUAAAGAAUUGUUAAGAUUAAAAUUUGAUACAUUCGUAUGAGACUGAUGUAUAAAAGUAUCUUAAAAGUUAUUUUUCAAUUUAAGGAGCUAAGUGGGGUUAUUUUGAACAAAAUUAUUCAGUUUUUAUACAAUAAGCUCAAACAAGUAGCUCUUUAAUGUUCAAAUUCUGGAAAGUAACCAACAAUGAAUGACUGGUUUUCAUUUAUAAAUUGCAGCUUGUGGGCGUGAAACACUUGUUCAUAAUCACCCCGUUUGUUUAUAAUUAGUCCCUUGUCUAUGGGGUAUUUAUAAACACUGUUACGAUUCUUGUUUUAUGAUGACUUUUGAUAUUGGCUAUGUUCCUAGACUGAAACCACAUCUUAGUGAGAUUUGUUGAUUUUUGAAAAUUACUGUUGGCAAGUUAUGGCUUAUUUUCAGUUUUACAUUGGUGGGAGGUAUCUUUUCAUAUAAUCACGGAUCUACAAUUCUGAAAAACUGAAAUGUUUUUCCCUUAAUUCCAAGAUGUUUAUCGUUUGUUCGGAAUUACAAGGCAACAGUUUAGAAGGAAACGAGUUUUUGCACUAAUUUAUUUAAACGGCAGAAGCUUAUUCCUCCUCUCGAAAAAAGCUUAUUGAACGAGCUGUUAGUAUGCCUGUACAAUAUAUCAAUUAUAUAUACAGAUUUUGAAAACAUCAGAAUUACAUUUAGUUGUGCAUAUCGUGGGUAACAUAGAGCAGUUAUUCCGAUAUCAGUGUUAAUCGAUUGCUAGCCUUUAAAGUUCUCGUUCGCACUAAUUGUGGAAAUCGGGGAGUUUCAAAACGAUCGUAAACCGCUGAAAACUGAAGGCAACGUAAGCAACAAAACAAAAGCUAGAAGAGGCCACAUAUGGUGUUCCCGGUGGCGCGGCGGAUUGGCAUGAAGAACUGAGUCUGGCACGCAUUGGAUCAAUGGCACACAUCGCAGAGAUAAUCUAUGGAAUUGAGGCACACAAAUCUCGCUAGGAAGGUAUCGAAGCACCAAAAUCCUAUAUGUCUAGCAACAAAAAAACUGACACUAGCCUGCUGAUCCGGAAACAAAGAAGACGUGUGGAAUGGUUCACCAUUAUCAUGGAGAGUAAAACAUGAACAAGGCUCACCGAUUAACACUGAUGAACGGUUCUGUUCCUCAAUGACAUUAUGCAUGCAAUGCAUUGGGCAGUAGUUGUUUUGAAACUGUAACCUUCCUUUGUUUCUCCUAACAAAAUACUAAACUCCUAAACUCUUCUUCCCUCGUUAAUCCUCAGUUAAUGUAAAUGUAAAUUAUAAAAGCUUAUUUUUACAAUUAAAAAAAACCGUUGUCAGAUGCUAGAGGAAGCACCAAUGUAGUAAACAAAUAUUAUUGUUAUCUUUUCCUGAAGGCAACCCUCCUUUCAUAGACUGGGGUUUGCGGAGAAGAGACAGACAUAGACAGGAAGACCUUUGGCAAUAUUCUCGGCUUGUCAGAGCAUUCUGGACCAAGGCAUAAACGGAAACCGAAAGGAGAGCUUCCUAAAGCCUAAACAUUGCGCGUCCCCAUGCUGUUCAAUGGCCUGUGUCCCCUUUUUGGCGAACCAAGAAUGGAUCCGGCUUCAUCUCCGAUGGAGCGAUCUCAAUACGAAUUACGGUCAUCGAACUUUACUCCUUUUGUACGGUCCUCACUGUUGAGUAAAUAUCCGCGCUACCAAACAAUCGACGGCUCCAUUUUACGAUAAGCAAGCCAGCCGCGUAUGACGAUAUGGAAGGAAAUAUGAUCGUGUUCACCUAACGGACGUCCACUUCUCGGUGUCGGCUCCAACCGUUUCAAUGGUUCUGCAGUUAUCCAUCAGAACAAAGUACAGUCUUACAAAUAUGUAUUAUUUAAAAAAAAUUGUUUAAUGCUCUUGCAAUAAAAAUUACAUUAAUUUUCUAAA
Messenger RNA from Uranotaenia lowii, 2840 nucleotides. It is a transcript of the gene B52, whose product is annotated as serine-arginine protein 55. Lineage: Eukaryota; Metazoa; Arthropoda; Insecta; Diptera; Culicidae. The transcript is spliced from 6 exons. Bases 207 to 620 code for a protein of 137 amino acids. The record is from RefSeq and is a predicted model, not a curated record. Gene Ontology annotation, biological process: mRNA splice site recognition; alternative mRNA splicing, via spliceosome. Gene Ontology annotation, cellular component: nucleus; cytoplasm; ribonucleoprotein complex. Gene Ontology annotation, molecular function: mRNA binding.